Salvia hispanica is the source of this 453-nucleotide messenger RNA. Its product is annotated as chaperone. The record is from RefSeq and is a predicted model, not a curated record. Lineage: Eukaryota; Viridiplantae; Streptophyta; Magnoliopsida; Lamiales; Lamiaceae.
AGUGGAGAAAACUUGUGGAGAUGAAAGCAUGUUUGAACAGAUAACAGCAAGCGAAGUAGCAGGCUACGCCGUCGGAGCUCUGCUCCUCUCCGCCACCAUUUCAGCCCCCAAGAUCGACUCCUUCAUCUCCUCUUCUCAGCGCAGUUCUUUAGGCCUGUGUAAGAGAUGCGGUGAUGUGAAUCGUAUCGCUUGUCGGAAAUGCAAAGGCUCUGGACUCAUCAGACAAGGAGGCCCUUUCCCUUUAACUCCUAUUGUUUCUCAGAAAUCCACUUCACUUUCUUGCACCUACUGUGCUGGAAGAGGCUGCUUUUCCUGCCCACAAUGCUCAUCCAAGCAACCUUAAUUCACUACUUAUCUUGUAGUAUUCCAUGUUUUACGUUUUAGUGAGUUUGUUUCUCAAACACAUACUACAUACAAAGUUAUAGCUUCACAAUAAAUUCAAUUCUGUCCAAA